Messenger RNA from Anopheles moucheti, 2818 nucleotides. RefSeq names its product lysophosphatidylcholine acyltransferase-like. The transcript has 9 exons. Bases 1064 to 2647 code for a protein of 527 amino acids. NCBI's taxonomy places the organism in Eukaryota, Metazoa, Arthropoda, Insecta, Diptera, Culicidae. The record is from RefSeq and is a predicted model, not a curated record. Gene Ontology annotation, molecular function: calcium ion binding.
GUCUGGCGAACCGUCGAAGAAACCGAAACCGUUCGUCAGUGUGUGCGAGAGCAUAGAAAUUGCGCUGUGUGCAAGUACGGGUUUUCCUUCCCACCAUAAUCAUUUCUUUUCUUCCCCUUGGUGGCAAGGGUAAUGUUUCCGGUGUGGUGAAGGUAGUGACGGUGGUGUAUCAUCAUCUCGGUGAAACGUUGUACCGUUGAAUCAUAGUGGCAACCGCGACCGUGCCGUGCACAGUACCACGCGUCGUGCAGUGCUGGUCGUAUCGUUCCGUGUUACCAGUGAAAGUGCGCGUCGAACAUCAAAACAAUACGCCUUCACUUCAAUCAACCAACAACAACUAGAAACCACCGACCGCACCAACAGAGUAGGUGGUGAAUGGACGAGCACAGAACGGAAAAGGAAAAUUUCGCUCCGUCACGAGAAAAACGCCACCAAUCGUUUCGGUGUGUUUUAGGGGAAGGAAGUGCGGUGUGGAACAGUGGUGGUGUGCAAAUUUUGCUAGCAACAACCGAAACCCCACCGCGGGGGUUACAUUUGCUCGUCGGAAGAACGGUUCAAAAAAGAAAAAAAAGCAAGGGAAAACGUGUUUUGUUUGCUCCUCGGCGAAAAGAGCGUGAAGAUAACAUGUGAAGCAGAAAGAGUAAAAUUACCAGCAUCAAUCGUGCGAUAUAGAAGAAUCAACACGCAUAUCGUAUUCAAUAAAAAAAGAAUAAUAAGAGCCAAGGUUGAGAAGGCACCCCCCGAAUCGUGCGUGUGUUGCCUUGGCGACCCCUUUAGUAUUGCCGUGUGUAGAAGGAAAAGUGUGGGGGCCGAUUCCAUUCGGUUCCGGAACGCAUUUCGCCCUCGUAAAUGUGAGGCUUUUCCUCCUUUUUCCAGCCCAGUGUGAGCAAGCACAGUAGCAGGGGGUUUUUGCUUAAAGGGAGUCCCUCCCCUUUCCCUGAGCAGCAUCUUUUAUAGCCGUGUACCCGUCUGCGGGUGCGAGUGUGUGUGAGUUUUCCACGUUUUCCUCCAGCGGGGACGGGGCGGUCGUUCGGUCGUGCGUGAAAAUUGUGUGCACGGCAUCAUGGCGGCCACGGCCGAAAAGGAACCACCGGUGGGGACGGUGCCGACGGCGGCGGCAACGGUGGCGAACCCUGCACCAGCAACAACCGGAGCGCCCCGUGCACGGUCGGCCAACAACCAAACGCAAAACAAUCAACCGGACGAAAUACACUACGUCAACCCGUUCGUGCACAAGCUCGUGUGGGAUGAUCCGGUCGACAAGGCGAAGACCGCACUGUUAACGGUGAUACUGCUGCCAUUCCGUGUCGUGCUAAUUCUCGUCUGUCUGGUGGUGGCGUGGGCCCUCGCCAAUAUCGGCCUGUACGGACUGUCCAAGGAAGAUCUGCGCACAAAGCCUUUGGCGGGCUGGAGGCGACAGCUGCGCCAGCUAACCGCGCUCGUGAUGCGCGCGCUGUUCCUGUUCGGCUCGUUCAACUACAUCCGGUACAAGGGUGUGCGGGCAUCGCCAAAGGAAGCGCCGGUAAUCUGUGUGGCGCCCCAUACCGCCUUCUACGAUUCCGUUUGUGUCGUCCUGUUUGGACCGUCGGCGGUCGUCGCCAAGUACGAGACGGCUUCGCUGCCAUUCUUUGGAAAACUGAUUGACUAUGCCCAACCGAUCUACGUGUGCCGGGAGGAUCCGCACUCGCGCCAGACGACGAUCCGGGAGAUUAUACAGCGCGCCAACUCGAAGGAGGACUGGCCCCAGAUACUCAUCUUCCCGGAGGGUACCUGCACGAAUCGGACAUCGCUGAUCAAGUUUAAGCCGGGCGCGUUCUAUCCGGCCGUGCCGAUCCAACCGGUCCUGAUGCGCUAUCCGAACAAGAUCGACACCGUCACCUGGACCUGGGAGGGCCCGAAUGCCAUUCAACUACUGUGGCGCACACUGACGCAAUUCCACACGUUCUGCGAAAUCGAGUUCCUUCCGGUGUACUACCCGAACGAGGCGGAAAAAGCGAACCCGAAGCUGUACGCCGACAACGUGCGUAUGCUGAUGGCCAAAGCGCUAGACAUCCCGAUCUCGGACUACACCUUUGACGACUGCAAGAUGAUGACGUUUGUCAAGAACGUCGGUAUGCCCCAUCCGGCAGCAAUUGCAGACGUCGAGAAGCUGCGCGAAACACUUCGAAUUGACGUCUCCGAUCGGGAGCGUACGAUUGUGAAGAGCCAGCGCGAGUUCACCGACGCGAACUGUUUGCUCACGUACGCACAGUUCACCGAGCAGAUGAAAAUUGAUCCAUCCGAGGAGGCCGCACACAAUCUGUUCCAUAAAUUGUACAGGCCUGGAACUCCGGACGUUAUCGAUUUCAGAGAGUAUCUUUUACUUGCCUUAUUUCUGGUGACACUGUACAAGCCGAAGUUAGUUUUUGUUGAGUUACUUUUCCACCUUUACGGUGUGGAUGGACGCGUGGAUCGUAACCAGCUGCACGAUACGCUCAAGUAUCUCGUGCGUAUUGCGCGCAAAGACGUAAACAGUAUCUUCCAGCAGGCGGAUCUCGACAAUCUUGGAACUAUUGACUACAAUCAAUUUCUAAACGCAAUCGAGCAUAAUCCGCUACUAGCAAAGCUGCAGAAAAAUAACGAUCCCAACAACUUAAGACUGGGCUAAAACAAUAUUCAUACUAUCACUUGUGCUACGGGUGUUCCCCAUACGGACCACAACGGUUUUUAUGCUCGCCGGGGAUAUAUUUUGGCGUAUUUCCUACUUAAUGUCGAAGCGAAAAUGGAGUCGAAUUGGAAUCUUCAACCCAAGAGCCGUAAAAGUACGGUUCUAUAUAUU